AUGCAAGAUUGUCAGGUGUCAUUGAAAGCAGAAAGUAAAGGACAUCAAUGGAGUUUAAGUCUUGCAUGUGUAAGAAAUUUGGAUACUUGGUAUCCACAUUGUGCAGGUAAUGCAAAACUCUCUAUCAAAGAGGAAAGAAAAAUUGCGACACAAAAUAAUGGAUUAUGUCUUUCCAAAAAGUAUAACAGUGCACAUGCUAAAUUAAAAUGGCAAUGUGGACAAAAGCAUGUAACUGAAUUAUUGGGUACACCCCCAUCCAAUAAUCACAGACCUGAUUUCUUGAAAACAGAUAAACACCCAUAUAACCUCAUUGCAAAUAUGGAAGAAAAUAAGAUUGAUACUAAUGUGUCAACUCACGAUGAUAUAGUUAACUCUAUAUCUGAAUCCCUAAAAGCUGAUACUGAGAUCAGCCCCAAGGAGGUAAAAAAUGUGACUCCAUAUCUUACACAGCAGAGGAAUGAUAUCCCACCUCUGAUUGAAUCACAUUCUCAGAUUCCAAUAGAAGGGAUGGGAGCAAUUCUUUAUUGUGGCAAGUACUUUGAUGUCACCUUUAUUGGCAUAUGUAUUACUUACCUUAUUGAUUAUUGCUGUUAUGUGGUUUGUUAUAUUGAGAUGUACAUGGGGGUUAGAGAGAAAAAGUAA
This is a messenger RNA of Entrophospora candida, 642 nucleotides long. The record is from the annotation of a GenBank genome assembly. Lineage: Eukaryota; Fungi; Glomeromycota; Glomeromycetes; Entrophosporales; Entrophosporaceae.